GAUCACUGUCACACCCGUCGACACAAAAAACCCAUGAUCACUAAUCCUUGUACUAACCUUUCUUGCUUCUUUUGUCUCAUAAACGAACCCGACCCAUCAACAAGAAGAACAUCAAUAUCAAACUACCUUAAAGAAAUUCCUCUCCUCAACGACCAACAACACAUCCUCGUACUAAGCUCCCUUUGGAACAUCGCCAUGACAAAACCCGACGAUCCCGAGUUCCCUUCCCUAGGAAUCUUCAAAUGCAUGUCAUCUUUCAUUCGAAAAGGUCUCAACAACAAAAAAUGGCUAUCAACCGGCCAAAACAUAUACAUACCAUAUUACGCGGCUCAUAUUAUCGGUUCCUACACAAUGAACAAACCCGAGUUCGCGAAAACUUGCAUAGAAUCCGGCGUGAUUCCUCCUUUAAUCGAUCUUAUGAGAGGACAAAUGAGUUGGGUCGAGCAAAGAGUCUCCGUUCGAGCCCUAGGACAUAUUCUAAGCUUCGAUAGCACGUUUGGAACCGUGGUUGAGUAUGAAGAGGAGCUUGUCGGAUUAGCCAUGCGGUUGGCAUCAACAUGUCUUGAAACCGUGUACGCUGAUUUUGUUUCGAAGAGGUUGGAAUAUCAUAGGGACUUACUCACUAGAGGAGUUGGGGGGAGGGAAAUUGAGGAUCGAAAAGUUGAGGAAUGGGCUAGCCAACUUCAAUGUUGGUCUUUGUAUAUAUUGAAUACUUUUGCUAUGAAGGAAAGGUCUAUUAAUGUUAUGUGUGAUAAAGUGUUCUUGAAGGAGCUUUGUGGAAUGUGGGGUGGACUUGUAAACCACUCAUCACCUUGUGGGAUAGGUUUGUUGAGAAUCUUAUGUUAUAGUAAGAUUGGACGGGAGAGAAUUUCGGAGUCUUUGGAAGUCGUCGCGAGUCUUUGUAAUAUGUCGAGAUCAUCGGAUGAUUGGCAAUACAUGGCGAUUGAUUGCAUUCUCCUCCUUCUUAACGAUCCAAUAACGCGGUAUAAAGUGAUUGAUCAUACUGCGUCAUGUCUAGUUGAUUUAGUUGAGCUUAGAACGCUCGGUGAUAGAUCACAUGUUGGGGAUUUAAUCGCGAAAACCCUAUUUCUUUUGGAUGGAAAAAUAGAAACCAUUGAUGAAGUAUGGUCUUUAGUUGAAAGAAGAAAGAAAGAGAGGUUGUUAUCUUGUGAAAGUGUUGAAGAAAUGAGGGUUUUGGCUGGCCUUACAAAACAACAAGGAAAUAACAGCUUUUGGGAAGGCGACAUUGAAGAAUCUUUGUUGAAGUAUUCCGAGGGCUUAAAGAUUUGUCCUCUUAAAUUCAGAAAAGAUAGACUUGUGCUUUAUAGCAAUAGAGCUCAAUGUCAUCUUCUUCUCGGCGAUCCAGACGCUGCCAUUAGCGACGCUACUCGUGCUCUCUGCCUAUCGAAACCUGUCAAUUCUCAUGGUAAGAGUCUUUGGAGAAGAUCCCAAGCUUAUGAUGCGAAAGGGUUGUCAAAAGAAAGUUUGAUGGAUUGUAUCGCAUUUGUUAACGUUUGCAUGAGAUCAGAAAAAAUGAAGAACAUAAAAAUCCCUUAUUACGCAGCUCGAAUGAUCACAAAGCAGAUGGACUCAAUUUGGCUAUUUGCAACCGCGCAUUCGAAGGCCUUGGGUAGAUAUACGACGUCGCGAUUGUUUGACGAUGAAUGCGAGUCGAGUAAGAAGCAUGACACUAAGAUAGUAAUGGGGAACAAGGGUUUCACAUCAAAUUUGUCCACCAUCAUGGAAGAACCUUUGUUUGGGAAUAGAAGAUUAACAAGAAGGAGGAGAAUGAGCUUGUGAGUUGUUUUUUCCCGGUGUUUAUUCUCGAAAAGAAGCUAAGAAAAUCAUCCUAGCCUCAUCUAAAUCAUGAGGUUAUUAAAAGGAAUUGAACAUAAGAUUGUGAUUUUUUCACUUGAUCUUAUGUUGGUGUAAUAGUGAGACCCCACAUCUCCACCAUCUCAUAAUGAAAGACAAUAAUGAUCUUCACUUUCAAUUAUUGUAAUCCUUAAUUGGUGGAUGAUGGAUAUGCUCAUACUUG
Impatiens glandulifera is the source of this 2038-nucleotide messenger RNA. RefSeq lists its product as uncharacterized. NCBI's taxonomy places the organism in Eukaryota, Viridiplantae, Streptophyta, Magnoliopsida, Ericales, Balsaminaceae. Bases 34 to 1800 code for a protein of 588 amino acids. The transcript is spliced from 2 exons. Gene Ontology annotation, molecular function: protein binding. The record is from RefSeq and is a predicted model, not a curated record.